CUCAUGAUCAUCUCCUCACCCUUCACCUACCACAAGCUCCAGGGCAUUUCCCCUAAAUAAAGUCCAUCUACUUCCAUAUCCAAUCCAUGGCAUCUGCCGUGGAACCCAGCAGCAACAGCGGGUCUGUGGACCCCGCGACCGCAGCUGCCCGCCAUGUCCCUGACCAUGACGUCACCGAAAAGCGAGCGAGGGCGGCGCAAACCAUCCAGAGGACAUAUCGUGGCUAUCGCACGCGCCGGGAACUGCACGGACUAGAUCUCUCUGCGUCGACGUCGCGAUGGAAAGAUGUGGGCUUUUUCCGGACCCCUGCGGUUUCUAUGAACCAUGCUAAAUGUUGUUGUCUUUGUCGCUGGAAUAGGCCGUGAAAGAAGCAGAAUGGCGACAACUACACCGCCCAUCUGCGCCAGCUGAAGAUGUGGAUAGCGCCGCGAACGCACGUCGGAAUUGGCU
This is a messenger RNA of Aspergillus piperis CBS 112811, 450 nucleotides long. Its product is annotated as IQ calmodulin-binding motif protein. NCBI's taxonomy places the organism in Eukaryota, Fungi, Ascomycota, Eurotiomycetes, Eurotiales, Aspergillaceae. The record is from RefSeq and is a predicted model, not a curated record. The transcript has 2 exons. Gene Ontology annotation, molecular function: protein binding. The coding region runs from base 87 to 365 and encodes 92 amino acids.